Lolium rigidum is the source of this 1416-nucleotide messenger RNA. Its product is annotated as protein trichome birefringence-like 5. The record is from RefSeq and is a predicted model, not a curated record. Gene Ontology annotation, molecular function: O-acetyltransferase activity. The transcript has 4 exons. Bases 1 to 1416 code for a protein of 471 amino acids. Gene Ontology annotation, cellular component: Golgi apparatus. NCBI's taxonomy places the organism in Eukaryota, Viridiplantae, Streptophyta, Magnoliopsida, Poales, Poaceae.
AUGCCGUCCGCGCCGCCUCUCUCGUGGCGCCUGGGCCUCCCGCUCGUCGUCUUCGUCUCCGUCCCUUUUCUCCUCCCGCUCACCCUCCCAUUCCUCCUCCUCCGCCCCUCCGACUCCUCCCCGCGCCCUCUCUCCUCCCACCGCCUCACCUGGCUCCCGUCCAUUCACAUCGCUGUUCCAUCACCACCGCCGCCACCGCCACCGCCACAGCCGAUACGGACGCCACCGCAGCCGACACAAACGACGACGUCACCUUCUCCACCACCGCCCCUACCGACAACAAAAACGGCGUCUCCACCGCCGCGGCCCAAGGCGGACGCCGACACGACACCCGAACGGUGCGACAUCUACGACGGGACGUGGGUCCGGGCCGACGACGAUGACGAGGGGGAAGAGCCAGUCAGGCCGCUGUACGCGCCGGGCACGUGCCCGUACGUGGACGAGGCGUACGCGUGCGCGUCCAACGGGCGCCCCGACGCCGGGUACACGCGGUGGCGCUGGGCGCCGCGCGCGUGCCGCCUGCCCCGGUUCAACGCGACGGACUUCCUGUCGAGGCUGCGGGGUCGGCGGCUGAUGCUGGUGGGCGACUCCAUGAACCGGAACCAGUUCGAGUCCAUGCUCUGCAUCCUCCGCGCCGCGCUCCCCGACAAGUCCAGGGUGUUCGAGACCCACGGGUACCGCAUCUCCAAGGGCCGCGGCUACUUCGUCUUCAAGUUCCCGGAUUAUGAUUGCACGGUAGAGUUCGUGCGGUCGCAUUUCCUGGUCCGGGAAGGGGUGCGGCUGAACCGGCAGGGGAACUCGAACCCCAUCCUCCAGAUCGACCGCGUCGACAAGACGGCCGGCCGCUGGAAGAAGGCCGACGUCCUCGUCUUCAACACCGGCCACUGGUGGACGCACGGCAAGACGGCCAGGGGCAAGAACUACUACAAGGAAGGCGAUACACUAUACCCCCAGUUCGACUCGACGGUGGCCUACCGGCGAGCCCUCAAGACGUGGGCGCGGUGGGUCGACAAGAACAUGGACCCCAAGAAGAGCGUCGUCUUCUACCGGGGAUACUCCACGGCACACUUCAGGGGAGGUGAGUGGGACUCGGGCGGCUCGUGCAGCGGGGAGACGGAGCCCACGUUCAAGGGCGCCGUCGUGGACAGCUACCCGGAGAAGAUGAGGAUCGCGGAGGAGGUAAUCAGGGCGAUGCGGUUCCCGGUGCGGCUGCUGAACGUGACGAGGCUGACGAGCUUCCGCAAGGACGGGCACCCGUCGGUGUACGGCAUGGCGCCGGAGAAGAGGAGGAAGGUGUCCAAGAGGAAGCAGGACUGCAGCCACUGGUGCCUCCCCGGCGUGCCCGACGCCUGGAACGAGCUCAUCUACGCGUCCCUCGUCUUGGAGCCCAACCCCAGCUCGUGGGAACGUAGAUGA